AUGAUGGUUUCACCUAUAAAGCUGACACAAUGUAACAAACCUUCUGUAAUCUUACCUUACCCUGUAUUCCUAUCCUAUAAUGCUGAGCCCCGCCCACUCCUGUCACAUGAUCAUCCUCACAGGUCCUUCACCCGCAGUCUGCUCCAUCCUGAUGAGCUCCGCCCCCACAUGUACUGGUCACAUGAUUGUGACAUCAUCACAGGUCCUACUCCUCCAGCAUCCAGCAGAUACAGAGCAGGUCCUUGUCGGGCACUUUGUAGUAAGGCUCCUCCUCUUCUUCAGGACUAUCCCCUCCAGCUGACCCAGUUGUCUCCUCUUCUCCUGAAUGAUCCCCCAAGGAUGGACAAGGACAGGAAUGAGAUGACUAAGAGAAUAUUACACUUCACCUUGGAGAUCCUCCACCUGCUGACCGGAGAGGAUUACACCAUAGUGAAGAAGACAUGGGGGGAGUGUGUGGCCCCCAGAAGCCAAGAGUCAGGAGAAAAGAGCAGGGCCCGAAGCUUCAUCAUGGAGCCUUCACCUCAUUCACUGAAACAUGAGGAGAAGAUCCUAGAACUCACCCACAGGAUAACUGAGCUGCUGACUGGAGAGGUUCCUAUAAGGUGUCAGGAUGUGGCGGUCUAUUUCUCCAUGGAGGAGUGGGAGUAUGUAGAAGGACACAAGGAUCUGUACCAGGACAUAGUCAUGAUGGAGGAUCACUGGCCCCUCACAUCACAAGAUGGAGUCAUUGAUAGAAAUCCACCCGAGAGGUGUCCCCGCCCUCUGUAUUCCCAGGACUGUCCAGAGGGAAAUGUCCCAGAGAAGCAUCAGGGUGAAGAUCUGAUGGAUAUUAAGGUUGAGGUUAUAGAUGACUCAGAAGAGGAGUCGGAUUUCUGGGAAGAUCAACAGUAUGGAGUCAUUGAUAGAAAUCCACCCGAGAGGUGUCCCCGUCCUCUGUAUUCCCAGGACUGUCCAGAGGGAAAUGUCCCAGAGAAGCAUCAGGGGGAAGAUCUGAUCAUUAUUAAAGUGGAGGAUGAAGAAGAGAGGAUGAGGGAAGUCCAAGAGGGAAUUCCAGGAGGUGUUACCCCAGAAAACUCUGAGGGAAACUUCAUGUUAUCGCUAAAUAAUAAAGGAGAAGAUGAAGAUAUCAUGGAGCGCUCCUCAGGAGAAGACCUCCUUACCCCUAAUGUCCAUCCAGAUCUAUCCUGUAAUAAUCCACCUGAUCAUGAGGAACCUUCUCCUGGCCAAUCACAGAUCGGUACCAAAAGUACACCUCAGAAAGGGAAGAAAAGGGUUCAAUGUGAUGAAUGUGGAAAAGAGUUUACAAAACGAUCAAGUCUUUUUACGCACAAGAGAAUUCACACAGGAGAGAAGCCGUAUUCAUGUGCAGAAUGUGGGAAAUGUUUUACUUAUAAAUCACACCUUGUUCAACAUGAGAGAAGUCACACAGGAGAGAAGCCGUUUUCAUGUUCGGAAUGUGGGACGUGUUUUGUUACUCAGUCGAAUCUGAUUAGACAUAGGAGAAUUCACAAAGGAGAAAAGGUGUAUUCAUGUUCAGAAUGUGGAAAAUGUUUUACACAAAAAUACCAUCUAGUUGUACAUGAAAGAAAACACACAGGGGAGAAGCCAUUUUCAUGUGAAAAUUGUGGAAAACGUUUUAGAGAUAAAUCGCAGCUUGUCAUCCAUGAGAGAACUCACACAGGAGAGAAGCCGUUUUCUUGUUCACAAUGUGGGAAAAGUUUCACGCGCAAUUCACUUCUUGUUGUACAUGAAAGAAUCCACACAGGAGAGAAGCCUUUUCCAUGUUCAGAAUGCGGGAAGUCUUUUAAAGAUAAAUCAGGUCUUGCUAUACAUAUGAGAGGUCACACAGGAGAGAAGCCAUUUACAUGUUCAGAAUGUGGGAAAUGUUUCAGCCGUAAAGCACAUCUCGUCUUACACGAGAGAGUUCAUACAGGAGAGAAGCCGUAUUCGUGUUCCGAGUGUGGGAAAUACUUUAAAACGAAAUCGGAUCUGAAUAACCACGAGAGAAGUCACACGGGAGAAAAACCAUAUUUAUGCUCAGAAUGCGGGAAAUGUUUUGCACGUAAAACGCAGCUCGUCAUACAUGCAAGAAUACACACAGGAGAGAAGCCGUAUUCAUGUUCAGAAUGUGGGAAAUGUUUUAUUUCUAAGGGCAAUCUGUGGAAUCAUCUUGAAGCCUCCAAAAAAACCUUAUCUCACAAUGUGUUUUUCUGCCUUGAUAUUGACUUGUAUCUUCUGCUCACUCUUACUGAGCUCCACAGACUGGGAAAGGGCGUUCUGCAGCAAGGGCAAAAUCCUAGUAAGAGCUCUAAGGAAAACUUUGCGUUAUCGCUAUGUUAUAAAGAAGAAGAUGAAGAUAUCAUGCAGUACUCCCCAGGAGAGAACUUCCUUGCCCUUAAUCCAGGACUUCACAGUACAGAUCUUCCAUAUAAUCUCCCUGAUCAUGAGGAUCUUUCUCCCGACCCACCACAGAUUGUUACCAUAGGUACAGAUCUGAGAGGAGAGAAGCCCUAUGCAUGUGUAGAAUGUGGAAAAUGUUUUACAUAUCGAUCGCAGCUUCUUCUACAUAAGAGAAUUCACACAGGAGAAAAGCCGUUUUCGUGUUCAGAAUGUGGGAAGUCUUUCACAAGUAGAUCGAAUCUUGUUAAACACGAGAGAAUCCACACAGGAGAGAAGCCGUAUGCGUGUUCAGAAUGCGGGAAAUGUUUCAUAGAUAAAUCGGGUCUUGUCAUGCAUGAGAGAGUUCACACAGGAGAGAAGCCGUAUUCCUGUUCAGAAUGUAAGAGGUGUUUCUCACGUAAGUCACAGCUUGUUAUACAUGCAAGAAUUCACACAGGAGAGAAGCCGUAUCCAUGUUCGGAAUGUGGGAAAUUCUUCAAAAGUAAAUCGGAUCUGGUUAAACAUAGGAGAAGUCACACAGGAGAAAGGCCGUAUUUGUGUACAGUAUGUCAGAAACGUUUUGCACGUAAAUCACAGCUUAUCAUACAUUCAAGAAUUCACACAGGAGAGAAGCCGUUUUCAUGUUCAGAAUGUGGGAAAUGUUUUACAAGAAAAUCAGAUAUGGCUAAACAUAGGAAAAGUCAUUUGGCUUCAGUGGAACAGAAGCCAAAUGUUUUACAAGUAAUUCAUAUCUUGUUAUUAAUCAGUCUCAAAAGCAUAGUUUCUAAAGUUAAAGAAAUCCACCAGGUUCAACCUAUAUCCCUACUGUGUAGAUCCAGAAGAAGGAUAAUUAUAAAUCCGCCCACUCUGUCACAUGACCAUCCUCACAGGUCCUUCAUCCACAAUGUUCUCUAUCCUGCUGAGCUCCGCCCCCACAUGUACUGGUCACAUGAUUGUGACAUCAUCACAGGUCCUACACCUCCAGCAUCCAGCAGAUACAGAACAGGUCCUGGUCUGACAGAAAGGAGAUUACAUGAGGAGGAGGCUCCUCCUCUUCUCCAGGACUAUCCCCUCCAGCUGACCCAGUUGUCUCCUCUUCUCCUGAAUGAUCCCCCAAGGAUGGACAAGGACAGGAAUGAGAUGACUAAGAGAAUAUUACACUUCACCUUGGAGAUCCUCCACCUGCUGACCGGAGAGGAUUACACCAUAGUGAAGAAGACAUGGGGGGAGUGUGUGGCCCCCAGCAGCCAUCUCCAUGAGUCAGGAGGACACAGCAGGGCCCAGGGCCCCAUCAUGGAGCCUCCACCUCUCUCACUGAUACAUGAGGAGAAGAUUCUAGAACUCGCCCAUGGGAUCACUGAGCUGCUGACUCGAGAGGUUCCUAUAAGGUGUCAGGAUGUGGCGGUCUAUUUCUCCAUGGAGGAGUGGGAGUAUGUAGAAGGACACAAGGAUCUGUACCAGGACAUAGUCAUGAUGGAGGAUCACCGGCCCCUCACAUCACAAGAUGGAGUCAUUGAUAGAAAUCCACCCGAGAGGUGUCCCCGCCCUCUGUAUUCCCAGGACUGUCCAGAAGGAAAUGUCCCAGAGAAGCAUCAGGGGGGAGAUCUGAUGAAUAUUAAAGUGGAGGAUGAAGAAGAGAGGAUGAGGGGCCAUCACCCGUGUAUGAGGGAAGUGAAGGAGGAAAUUCCAGGAGGUGUUACCCCAGAAAAUCCCAGUAAGAAUUCUGAGGGAAACUUCAUGUUAUCCCUGAAUGAUAAAGGAGAAGAUGAAGAUAUGAUGGAGCGCUCCUCAGGAGAAGACCUCCUUACCCCUAAUGUCCAUCCAGAUCUAUCCUAUAAUAAUCCACCUGAUCAUGAGGAACCUUAUCCUGACCAACCACACAUUGUUACCACAAGGACAGAGCAGAAAGGGGAGGAAAGGUUUCAUUAUGGUGAAUGUGGAAAAGAGUUUACAAAAAGCUCAGAUCUUUUAACACACAGUUGUCACAAAGAAGAGAAGCCUUAUUCAUGUUCAGAAUGUGGGAAAUGUUUUGUAUAUAAAUCACAGCUUGUUCAACAUGAGAGAAGUCAUACAGGAGAGAAGCCGUUUUCAUGUUCAGAGUGCGGGAAAUGUUUCACGCGUAAUUCGCAGCUUGUUAUACAUGAGAGAAUUCACACAGGAGAGAAACCAUAUUCAUGUUUAGAAUGUGGGAAAUGUUUUACAGAUAAAUCGGGUCUUGUUCUACAUGAGAGAAGACACACAGGAGAGAAGCCGUAUUCGUGUUCAGAAUGUGGAAAAUGUUUCUCGCGUAAAUCAGAGCUUGUUAUACAUUCGAGAAUUCACACAGGAGAGAAACCAUAUUCUUGUUCCGAAUGUGGCAAAUACUUUAAAAGUAAAUCCGAUCUGAAUAACCAUGAGAAAAUUCACACAGGAGAAAAACCCUAUUUAUGUUCGGAAUGUAAGAAAUGUUUUGCACGUAAGUCACAGCUUGUCAUACAUGCAAGAACUCACACAGGAGAAAAGCCGUAUUCGUGCUCGGAAUGUGUGAAAUGCUUUACAAAUAAAUCAGAUCUGGCUAAACAUGAGAGAACUCACGCAGGAAAGAAGUCAAAUGUAUUACAAGGAAAUCACAUCUUGUAACACAUGAAAGAACUCGUACAGGCAUGAAGCUAUUUUCAGGUUCAGAAUGUGUGAAAUGAUUUAGUACUAAAAACAGUCUAAGGAAUCAUGUUUUGACACACAGUUGUCACAGAGAAGCCUUAUUCAUGUUCAGAAUGUGGGAAAUGUUUUGCUUGUAAAUCACAGCUUGUUUGACUUGAGAGAAGUCACAUAGGAGAGAAGCCGUUUUCAUGUUCAGAGUGCGGGAAAUGUUUUACGUGUAUUUCGCAGCUUGUUAAACAUGAGAGAAUUCACACAGGAGUGAAGCUAUUUUCCUGUAAUGAUCUUUUUAGGGUUUAGACUAUGUAAGGCUCGACUUACAUCACUAUUCGGUUAUACAUUCCCCUUAUAUGUUUACAACCUGUCAGAAUGAGAUAUCAAUGAAUACAGGCACAUACUGAUACAGGGCCCACUCAUGUUAAAGGGGUACUCCGGUGGAAAACUUUGAACUGGUGCAAGAAAGUUAAACAG
This is a messenger RNA of Hyla sarda, 5487 nucleotides long. RefSeq names its product oocyte zinc finger protein XlCOF7.1-like. NCBI's taxonomy places the organism in Eukaryota, Metazoa, Chordata, Amphibia, Anura, Hylidae. The coding region runs from base 1 to 4998 and encodes 1665 amino acids. Gene Ontology annotation, biological process: regulation of transcription by RNA polymerase II. The transcript has 19 exons. Gene Ontology annotation, molecular function: DNA-binding transcription factor activity, RNA polymerase II-specific; RNA polymerase II cis-regulatory region sequence-specific DNA binding. The record is from RefSeq and is a predicted model, not a curated record.